Messenger RNA from Myotis brandtii (Brandt's bat), 4513 nucleotides. It is a transcript of the gene ARHGAP24, whose product is annotated as Rho GTPase activating protein 24. Gene Ontology annotation, biological process: negative regulation of Rac protein signal transduction; signal transduction; wound healing, spreading of epidermal cells. Lineage: Eukaryota; Metazoa; Chordata; Mammalia; Chiroptera; Vespertilionidae. The transcript is spliced from 7 exons. Bases 1030 to 3003 code for a protein of 657 amino acids. Gene Ontology annotation, cellular component: focal adhesion. Gene Ontology annotation, molecular function: GTPase activator activity. The record is from RefSeq and is a predicted model, not a curated record.
CUCUGGAGGGAAUGAUGCAGCCAGCCGGCUGGAAAGGUGCAGCACAGACAAGCGCCAGGAAGUCAACUCAAAGUCAAAGGAAGAAAAAAGGGGUUCACACCGCGGGGUGGCCGCCCCCUCCUCCCGCACACUGUUGUGACUGCACCUGCUGCAUGUGACCAGUGGGCACUGAAGGCAGCAGCAGCCACAGCAGUGGUGACGAGGCAGCCGCAGCCCUGCCAGCUCCCGCCCAGCUCUCAUUGAGAAAAGGGAGCGGGCGCGGAGGAGGGGAGAGGCUCCCUGCAGCGCUGGCUGCCUCUUCCGAGGACCCAAGGCGUCUCCAGGAAUGGGCACUUGACUGUUCUGACGUGGCGAUUCCCUCGGGAGCCCCCGGAGUUUGAAGACGGAAGGGAAAAGGGAGGAGAAGCCUGCGGAGAGCGUCCGAGGAUGAGGGGUGCUCUAAAAGGGACAGGGGGGCCCUUUGGAAAGAAUCCGUCACGCACUGAAGUGCGUUCUGGAGAAGGUGCCAUUAUUUGCCUCCCCUGUUGCUCAGAGGAAAGGAGCCAGCAAGGACGGCCCUGACGCAUUCCUCAGGGUCCUGUUUGUCACUGUUGCUCUGUCCCCUUGCACAUGGCUAUUUGCUGACCUUUCCCGAAGAAUCUCAGUGCCCCCAGUUCCAGCUGAGAAGACAGUUCUUAAUAAAAAAAACAAAAAUCCUGCUGUCUGAAUGGGAGGCGCAGCUUGCUUGCUGCGGUUCUUUUUGCUGUGCUAUUUUGGAAUGGCUGCAGAAAUUUUUAAAAAAAAAGAAAAUCCUUAAAAACUCUCUGGAUUAGGCAAGAGAAAAGGAAGUGUGUUUUCUUGUGCCAAAAAGAAGUAAAUGAGAGGUGGUAACGUACCCCUGUUUCAGGACUUGGAGGAUGAAAACCUAUGAGUUGUAGGAGUCAGCACUUAAGACCUGACAAAUAAACAAACAUGAGAAGGAGUGGCUGUGGGGUAUCCUACCGAGGCAGGUCUUAAAGGAAGCUGAGACUGUCAGAACUUUGGGCCUGUAUGAUGCCUGAAGACCGAAAUGUGGGGGGGCGCCCCUCAGGUGCCUUAGCGUCAACUCCUUUCAUUCCUAAAACUACAUACAGAAGAAUCAAAAGAUGUUUUAGUUUUCGGAAAGGCAUUUUUGGGCAGAAACUGGAGGAGACUGUCCGUUAUGAGAAGAGAUAUGGGAACCGCCUGGCUCCCAUGUUGGUGGAGCAGUGCGUGGACUUCAUCCGACAGAGGGGGCUGAAGGAAGAGGGGCUCUUCCGGCUGCCAGGCCAGGCUAACCUUGUCAAGGAGCUCCAGGAUGCCUUUGACUGUGGAGAGAAGCCAUCAUUUGACAGCAACACGGAUGUGCACACAGUGGCGUCACUUCUCAAACUGUAUCUCCGAGAACUUCCAGAACCAGUGAUUCCUUAUGCGAAGUAUGAAGAUUUUUUGUCAUGUGCCAAACUGCUCAGCAAGGAAGAGGAAGCCGGCGUGAAGGAAUUAGCAAAGCAGGUGAAGAGCUUGCCAGUGGUCAAUUAUAAUCUCCUCAAGUAUAUUUGCAGAUUCUUGGAUGAAGUACAAUCCUAUUCAGGAGUUAACAAAAUGAGUGCACAGAACUUGGCCACUGUCUUUGGCCCUAAUAUCCUGCGCCCUAAAAUGGAAGAUCCUUUGACUAUCAUGGAGGGCACUGUGGUAGUCCAGCAAUUGAUGUCAGUGAUGAUUAGCAAACACGAUCGCCUGUUCCCCAAAGAUGCAGAACUGCAAAGCAAGCCCCAAGACGGAAUGAGCAACAACAACAAUGAAGUUCAGAAGAAAGCCUGCGUGGGUCAGCUACAGAACAAAGAGAACAACAAUACCAAGGACAGUCCUGUUCGGCAGUGCUCUUGGGAGAAGUCCGAAUCUCCCCAGAGAAGCAGCGUAGAUAAUGGCUCCCCCACAGCCCUGUCAGGCAGCAAAACCAACAGCCCAAGGAACAGUGUUCACAAGCCAGAUGUCUCUAGGAGCCCCCCUCUUCUGGUCAAAAAGAACCCCGCCUUCAAUAAGGGCAGCGGGAUUGUCACCAACGGGUCCUUCAGCAGCAGCAAUGCAGAAGGUCUUGAGAAAACCCAAACCACCCCCAAUGGGAGCUUACAGGCCAGAAGGACCUCAUCACUGAAGAGCUCUGGCACCAAAAUGGGCACCCACAGUGUACAGAACGGAACAGUGCGCAUGGGCGUUUUAAACACCGACUCACUCGGGAACCCCAUGAACAGCCGCGGCAUGUCCUGGCUGCCCAAUGGCUACGUGACCCUGAGAGAUAACAAGCAGAAAGAGCAAACAGGAGAGUCAGGCCAGCACCACAGGCUCUCCACCUAUGACAACGUCCAUCAGCAGUUCUCCAUGAUGAACUUUGAUGACAAACAGAGCGUUGACAGUGCCACCUGGUCCACUUCCUCCUGUGAAAUCUCCCUCCCUGAGAACUCCAACUCCUGCCGCUCCUCCACCACCACCUGUCCAGAACAAGACUUUUAUGGUGGGAACUUUGAGGACCCUGUUCUGGAUGGGCCCCCGCAGGACGAUCUUUCCCACCCUGGGGACUAUGAAAACAAAAGUGACCGGAGGAGUGUGGGAGGUCGAAGUAGUCGCGCCACCAGCAGCAGCGACAACAGUGAGACGUUUGUGGGUAACAACAGCAGCAACCACAGUGCGCUGCACAGUUUGGUGUCCAGCCUGAAGCAGGAAAUGACCAAGCAGAAGAUAGAGUACGAGUCCAAGAUAAAGAGCUUAGAGCAGCGAAACUUGACGUUGGAAACAGAAAUGAUGAACCUCCAUGAUGAACUGGAUCAGGAGAGGAAAAAGUUCACAAUGAUAGAAAUCAAAAUGCGGAACGCAGAGCGAGCGAAAGAAGACGCUGAGAAAAGAAAUGACAUGCUUCAGAAAGAAAUGGAGCAGUUUUUCUCCACAUUUGGGGAGCUGACGGUGGAACCCAGGAGACCCGAGCGAGGAAACACGAUAUGGAUCCAGUGAGCCGGCUGUCUCCCGCUGUCUCUGGUGGAUCUGGGAAGGACUUUGGGGUUCCUGUGGGAGGAUUAUGUGGGAUCAGGUGACAGGUCACCUGGCUGUACAGUGCUCUAACUGGUGAAGGAAUAUCAUUUACAGACAUUACCCAUCCAUAUCUGCAACGUGUACCAAAGUUAUAUCACGCCCCAUAUGCUACUGUCAAGUGUUACAACUGGAUAUGUGUAUAUAGAGUAGUUUUUUGAAAAGUAAACUAAAAACGAGAAGCAUAUCUCAAGAAUUAUUUUAUUGCAAGUCUUGUAUUUAAAAUGUUAAUUCAAUAUGUUGUUGCAAUUUAGCUUGCUUUCAAGCUUCACCCCUUGCACUUAACAUAAGCUAUUUUUGGCAUUGUGUUAUCAUCAGCUUAUUUUAUAGAUCAAUAUUUUUAUUUCCCUUUUUUUGCUGAGGAAAUGAAGAUAAGCAGAUAUAUAAAAAUAUAUAAGUAUAUAUAUAUAAGAUGAGUUAUUAAAAGCAAAAGAAUACUUUGUGGCUGUGCUGUUUGUGCCAAUAGACCUUACCAUGACCAAAAAAAGAAAUGUAAAUCAUUCUAUGAAAUACAGUGGAAUCACCAGGAACCUUUGAACUGCUCUGUAAAUUCUUCCCUUGACACUGCUCAGUUUGCUUUGCGAUGAUUUGGCACAGGGCAUGUUGGAUGUGGAAAAAAGCCCCUUUUUCCAGCCCCCUGGUCUGCCUGGUCAGGUCCACAGAUGCCUGUCUGCUACGCAGGGUGCACCUUAGAGGGGCAACAUGGGAAAGAAAAACAUUUCACCAGUCAUGCCUUGAGUUACUCUGUCGUUCUGGCCUGAGUCUGUAACUGCUGGACGGUUACCUGAGAAAUUCUUCCUGCCCUUUGAGAGUUAGGAAAAAGGCUAAAACCCCUUGCCCCACCCCUGCAAUGCCAUUUUCUGAGCACCUGCCUUUCACUCAGACCUCUCCCCCACCCCCAGGUAACUGCACUUUGGGGCUUGUCACCCUCAGUGAAAUAGUAGUUCUGUGUCCCUCUCAGUUAAACCACUAGCGUGUGUACCACAAAGUGGCAUUCUCCUCUCAGUCAGGCUCACUGUUCUGUUGUCACCUGGGAUUCUCUCUGAAGGACACAGAGGGCAAAGGCAUUCUGCAGCAAGAGAGAGGUGAUGGAGGGAAAGGGGACCAGAAGGAGGAGGAGACAGAAGAAAUGAACUAACAAUUUUGCUUCUGAUUUUCACAGUAUUGUUUUUCCCUGUUGGAAACAUAGUCAUUCACAGUAAUUUUCAAAUGAGAAUGCUUCAAGGUCCAAUUUUGAUGAAUUUGUGAACAUUAGUGAUGAUAACUUUCUAGAGAAUCUCAUGUUUCUCAGGAGUGAGAGUUUGGGGAGAACAGUUCUUCACACAUCAAUAGGACAAUGCUUUUAUGAAACCAAACAAAUAUAUCUUUCUCAAAGGAAAACAGAAAGUCACCUUUAAAGCAUAAUUGGAAAUAAACACCACUUGAGUUUAUGGGA